UAGCUAAGUUACGCAAAUCCAUUGGCGAUAUCGAGGAAUUUUUAGACACACCUGAAGCCGAGACAUUUACCAACACUUCCACGGAUAUCCCUGUAUUCGAUAUAUCUGAAAUUACACCUACCGAACCAGAAAAAAAGAUAUCUGAGUCAUCGACCACCGAUCACAUCAAAAAAGGUAAGAAUGUAUCACCUGCUUCACCCAUUACUAACAUGACCCAGGAUCUCUUCGAUUCUAUAACAAAUGAAUCUCCAGUUGCUUCGCCAUCCAAGUCUACCGAUAUAUCUCUGCCCCCUGAGAUCGAACACGUAGAAUCUGUAGAUGAUAGAUCCGAACCAGCUUCUGAGAUCAUUAAAUCAGCGAAUGAUGAAGUUGAACCAUCUCCUAUUGAAUCUGUGGAAAAUGAACUGAGAGCCAGCAACGAAGCACCUCCCCAGCAGAUAUCAUACACACCCGGAUAUCAAACCAGAGAGCAACGAGAAAUACGAUUAAGGCAAAAAGCUGUUGAGCUUGGAGAGGAUCCUGAUAAAUUCGUUACCAUAACUGAGAAGGAUAAGCUCGAUUCGAUAGCAUUCCGUGAUAGAAUGCAGACUGAUGCGAGAAUGUGUGGUUAUGCAAAGGAGGCCGAAGAAGAUCCCAGUGAAUAUGACA
Molecule: messenger RNA, 648 nt
Organism: Entrophospora candida
Lineage: Eukaryota; Fungi; Glomeromycota; Glomeromycetes; Entrophosporales; Entrophosporaceae
Source: the annotation of a GenBank genome assembly